AUGCCGCACCAAGGGGCUGGCGGCGUGAACCAGCUGGGGGGGCUCUUCGUGAAUGGCCGCCCCCUGCCCCCCUGCAAGAGGAAGAGGAUCGUCCAGCUGGCGGCGAGUGGGGUGCGCGCCUGUGACAUCUCCCGGAGCCUGAAGGUAUCCAAUGGCUGCGUCAGCAAGAUCCUGGGCCGCUACUACCAGACAGGCGCCGUGGAGCCGAAGGCCAUCGGCGGCAGCAAGCCCCGCAUGGCCACCCCAGAGGUGGUGGCCCGAAUCGCGCAGCUGAAGCUGGAGCACCCGUCCAUCUUCGCGUGGGAGAUCAGGAGGAAGCUGGGCUCCGAAGGCAUCUGCGCCAGCGACCGGACGCCCAGCGUGUCCUCCAUCAACCGGGUGCUGAGGAACCUGCAAGGGGACAUGCGCAUCCCUGCAGACCGUUUGAAGGCGCCCGCGUCCCGGUGGCCCCCUGGGAGGAGCUCAGCGUCGGCCAGGGGACCCCCGCCGGGCGUCCAGCACCGGAACAGGACGAUCUUCUCAAGCCAGCAGUCCGUGGCCUUGGAGAAAGAAUUCCAGAGAGGGCAGUACCCCGACUCCGCUACCCGGGAGAAACUGGCCUCAGCCACCCAGCUCCCCGACACCACCAUCAGGGUUUGGUUUUCAAACCGAAGAGCCAAAUGGAGACGAGAGGCAAAGCUGAAGCUGGAGACUGACCGUGCAGGGUCGUGGUGUGACUGGAUUCUGUCCCCCUUUGCACCAACUCCCCAGGCCUUUGCUGCUUUUCAUCCGUCCUCAAUGACCGACACCAUCUCCACACAGGAUUCCCCUCUGCCCGCCAGACCCACGCCGUCAGCCAGCAACGGGGCUCUGGCCCUUCUCCCAGGGGAUGAUCCCGGCUGGAUCCACCCCGUCAGGAUGGUGGAUUAG
Messenger RNA from Chrysemys picta bellii (western painted turtle), 909 nucleotides. NCBI's taxonomy places the organism in Eukaryota, Metazoa, Chordata, Testudines, Emydidae. The record is from RefSeq and is a predicted model, not a curated record.